This is a messenger RNA of Folsomia candida, 2533 nucleotides long. Its product is annotated as ATP-dependent RNA helicase DHX33. NCBI's taxonomy places the organism in Eukaryota, Metazoa, Arthropoda, Collembola, Entomobryomorpha, Isotomidae. Bases 259 to 2460 code for a protein of 733 amino acids. The record is from RefSeq and is a predicted model, not a curated record. Gene Ontology annotation, cellular component: intracellular anatomical structure. The transcript has 8 exons. Gene Ontology annotation, molecular function: RNA binding.
GACACGCAACUUGCACAUUUUACAUUUCAUUCCAUCUCCCUAAUUCUUCUAUUUCUAGAAGCAGAAUUUUAAUUUCCAUCCAAAAAUAUUUAGAAAUUGUCUACAUAAAUUUUGUAUUUGUGUUUGUGGUCAUUUAAAUGGUGACUGAGGGGAAAGAUAUUUUAUUUUUUCUCGUAAAUUUGUCAAUCAUACUUUAUACUGCAUCCGCAGCAGUAAAUUUCCGAAACAUUUUUAUAGCUGAUUAGCUUCACAUUAAUCAUGGCUUUAGCUUCGUCAUCUCGUGACGAUAAGGCAGAAAAGCCGGAAAUACUACCAAUGUGCUUGGCAAAAAAUAGUUUCCUUAAAGAAUUUGGUGGUAAGGACUAUGCCACCGUCAACAUGACAGAGAAACGCUACGCCCCCAUCGUUUUGAAGAAAAGGCUGAAAAAACUGCUGAAGACAAGUGAACCGGUCGAAGAGUAUGAUCAGGAUGGAAACACGAUCAUCUUAAUGGGCGAAACUGGAUGUGGAAAGUCCACCCAAGUUCCUCAGAUCGUCCAUCGAUAUUUGAAGAAAAAGUUUCCAAAUACGAAACGGACAUGUAUUGCAAUCACUGAGCCUCGAAGAUUAGCUGCGCUAACUCUGGCGGCCCGAGUAAAUGAAGAAAUGAAGUCAACUAUUGAAGGAAUUAUCGCCCACAGUGUUCGAUUUGAUACUAAUUUUUUUGACCGUACGAGAAUCCACUUUCUUACUGAGGGAAUACUUCUUCAACAAAUUAUGGCAGACCCAUUCUUGCUCGGCUAUCAUGUCGUCAUUGUGGAUGAAGCACACGAAAGAUCAAUUGCCACGGAUUUAAUUUUGGGCCAUCUAAGGAAACUGGUGUAUUAUAGAAAUAAAGUUGCAAAAAUGAUGGAACGAGAGCUUUUUAAGUUGAAAGUAGUUAUUAUGACGGCUACUGGUGAAGCAUCUACUUUGCAAAGCUAUUUCCCUGGAUCGAAAGUUCUAUUUAUUGAAGGAAGAACACAUCCCGUGAAAAUUAAUUACCUGUCACCUUCAAGCCAAAGUGAUGACUAUCUUUCAUUAACGGCAGCGACCGUGAUGAAGUUGCAUAACGAGCUACCUGUCGAUGAACAUUUCUUGGUAUUCUUGACUGGACAAGAAGAGAUUGAGGGUGUGGUGAAGCAACUUAGGGCGACAAACCAUCAUUUUCACGUAUUUGUGUGCCCGUUGUACGCCGCAUUGCCAAAGAAAGCACAAGAAAAUGCAUUUACGAUUCCACCCUACGGAACUAGAAAAAUUGUUGUUGCAACAAAUAUUGCGGAAACGUCAUUGACAAUUCCUGGAAUUAAAGUUGUAAUCGAUUCUGGUUUUAUCAAAGCCAAAUCCUACUUGUCGUCGCACGGACUUGAAGCAUAUCAAGUGCAACACAUAUCCAAAUCUCAAGCGGCACAAAGAGCUGGCCGAGCUGGAAGAGAGUGUCCAGGGCAAGUUUAUCGUAUGUAUCCAAAACAGCAUUUUGACAACUUUGCCGACUUCGAAGAACCUGAAAUUAAGCGAUCGAAUUUAACACAACUUCAUCUCAUGCUUCCUCAUUUCUACAAAAUUGAUGGAUCUUUUAAAUUUAUGGAAGAUAUUAAUCCUGAGAUCGCAGUUGACGCUAAGCUUGAAUUGGAAGCUCUCGAUUUAAUAAAUCCACUUCAAGAUACUAAAGCCAUGUUAACAGAACUUGGGAAACGGCUUUCAAAAUUCCCCAUUGAACCAAAACUAGCCACUGUUUUGUAUUAUGCUACUGCUCGAGGUGUUCUUGAACAAGCGAGUUCUAUAAUUAGUAUGAUGGAAACAGAAAACUUGUUCUUACCAAGCAAUGAAGAUACUCGAUCUCUGGAACUCCAAAAAUUUUGGGCACCCGAGGGAGACUUAAUCACCUAUCUCAACAUUUUUACUCAGUUUGUCAAGUCCAAAAAUUCCAAAGUUUGGUGUGAUAAAAGUCGGAUCAGCUUCCGUGCCAUGACAUAUGCAGUUCGUGUUCGCAAACAGCUUAUUGAUCUGAUGAAACGCUUUUUGGAGGAAGUUGAAGUUGACUAUAAACCUCUACACAAUCAAAACAUCAACAUGACUAUUAUCCACUGCUUUGGGAAGACAAUCCAUUGGCAACGGGCAACUAUGGACCCAACUGGAAAAUACUACCGUAUAGAAAACGUCCAAAAAGUAAAACAUUCUGACCGCAUCAAGAAAAAUAGAAUUUGGGAAGCCAGAGUUAGAGAAAACCCGGGUUUGUGGAGCUUGGAUGCGCCUCCAAAGAAAAUAUUGCAUGCCAAAAUCCACCCUUCAUCCACUCUAGCUGUAGCUCGGCCAUCUGAAAUUAUUUUCCUAAAAGCCACUCUCAAUGAGAAGAACGACCUUUUUCUUCAUCAUUGCUCAGUCUAUGAUGAGACAAUUGCAAAUCUUCGCCACAGCCAUAAUGAGAUUACAAUAUUCUAAGCACUAAAAUCAUAAGCAUGUGUUAUACUGAUGGAAUACCUUGUAUUGCAAGAAUAAAAAGUUGAAUUUAUUA